AUGAUACUCACACGCCUGCUAUCAGGCGUGCUGCUGCUGGGAACUGCGCUCGCGGCGCCCUCGUUAGACAAACGAGGCGUGUCGUUCAACUGGGGCUCUGAGAAGCUCAGAGGCGUCAAUAUCGGUGGCUGGCUAGUCUUGGAGCCCUGGAUUACACCCUCGCUCUUCGACAAUCUCAACCGCGGAGACAUCGUCGACGAGUACACGCUCGGUGAGAAGCUAGGCCACGACGCGGCGUUGCAGAUCUUGCGCAGACAUUGGGACACGUGGGCGACGUGGCACGACUUCAACAAGAUCGCUCAGUCUGGCUUCAAUGUCGUGCGCAUACCGAUCGGCUACUGGGCGUACGACACGUUCGGAGCGCCGUACGUGCAGGGAGCCGCUCCAUACCUGGACGCUGCAAUCGACUGGGCACGUUCCGUGGGACUGAAGAUCAUCAUCGACCUCCACGGCGCGCCAGGCUCGCAGAACGGUUUCGACAACUCGGGCCAGAGGACCGACAACCCGCAAUGGACAAGAGGCGACACGGUGAGGCAGACGCUGCAAGUCCUCAAGAAGAUCUCGGACAAGUAUGCGCGGCCCUCAUACCAGGACGUCGUCAUCGGCAUCCAGCUCCUCAACGAGCCACUCAUCGGCAGCGUCGACGAGGGCGCCACCAGGCAAUUCUACCGCGACGGCUUCGGCCAGGUGCGCGACGUGUCGGACACGCCCGUGAUCCUGCACGACGGCUUCAAGCAGCCGAGGUCGUGGAACGGGUUCCUCACGCCCCAGGACGGAAACGCCCAAAACGUCGUCAUCGACCACCACGAGUACCAGGUCUUCUCCAACGAGGGGGUCGCCAGGCAACCCUGGCAGCACCGGCAGCAAGUGUGCAAUAACGCCGACUCGUACAGCGGCGCCGACAAGUGGACUUUUGUCGGCGAGUGGACGGGUGCAAUGACGGACUGCGCAAAGUAUCUCAACGGCUUUGGCCGCGGGGCCCGCUACGACGGCACGUUCCCGGGCAGCUCGAAGGUUGGGGACUGCGGGUGGCUGAGGGAUUUGAGCCAGUGGCCGCAGUGGUACCGGGACGAUACGAGGGGGUACAUCGAGGCGCAACUGGAUGCGUUUGAGAAGAAGACGCAAGGGUGGGUGUGGUGGAAUUUCAAGACCGAGCAGGCGCCGGAGUGGGAUGCGUUUCGGUUGAUUGAUGCGGGCAUUUUCCCGCAGCCGUUGACGAGUAGGAAGUUUGGGCCCGUUUGCACGAAUCUGGGAUAGGGG
Messenger RNA from Westerdykella ornata, 1260 nucleotides. RefSeq names its product glycoside hydrolase. The coding region runs from base 1 to 1257 and encodes 418 amino acids. Gene Ontology annotation, molecular function: glucan exo-1,3-beta-glucosidase activity. Lineage: Eukaryota; Fungi; Ascomycota; Dothideomycetes; Pleosporales; Sporormiaceae. Gene Ontology annotation, cellular component: extracellular region; cell surface. The record is from RefSeq and is a predicted model, not a curated record. The transcript has 4 exons. Gene Ontology annotation, biological process: glucan catabolic process.